This is a messenger RNA of Odobenus rosmarus divergens (Pacific walrus), 4189 nucleotides long. RefSeq names its product AT rich interactive domain 5B (MRF1-like) (gene ARID5B). Gene Ontology annotation, biological process: regulation of transcription by RNA polymerase II. The coding region runs from base 9 to 3581 and encodes 1190 amino acids. Lineage: Eukaryota; Metazoa; Chordata; Mammalia; Carnivora; Odobenidae. The record is from RefSeq and is a predicted model, not a curated record. Gene Ontology annotation, cellular component: nucleus. The transcript is spliced from 10 exons. Gene Ontology annotation, molecular function: transcription cis-regulatory region binding.
ACGUCGAGAUGGAGCCCAACUCACUCCAGUGGGUCGGCUCACCGUGUGGCUUGCACGGACCUUACAUUUUCUACAAGGCUUUUCAAUUCCACCUUGAAGGCAAACCAAGAAUUUUGUCCCUUGGCGACUUUUUCUUUGUAAGAUGUACGCCAAAGGAUCCGAUUUGCAUAGCGGAGCUCCAGCUGUUGUGGGAAGAGAGGACCAGCCGGCAACUUUUAUCCAGCUCUAAACUUUAUUUCCUCCCAGAAGACACUCCCCAGGGCAGAAAUAGCGACCAUGGCGAGGAUGAAGUCAUUGCUGUUUCCGAAAAGGUAAUCGUGAAGCUUGAAGACCUGGUCAAGUGGGUACACUCUGAUUUCUCCAAGUGGAGAUGUGGCCUCCAAGCUGGCUCCGUGAAAACCUCUGCCUUGGGGAGGAAUGGACAGAAGGAAGCUUUGCUGAAGUACAGGCAGUCAACCCUCAACAGUGGACUCAACUUCAAAGACGUCCUCAAGGAAAAGGCUGACCUUGGGGAGGACGAGGAAGAAACGAACGUGAUCGUUCUCAGCUACCCUCAGUACUGCCGGUACCGAUCGAUGCUGAAGCGCAUCCAGGAUAAGCCAUCUUCCAUUCUAACAGACCAGUUUGCGCUAGCCCUGGGGGGCAUCGCCGUGGUCAGCAAGAACCCCCAGAUCCUGUACUGUAGGGACACCUUUGACCACCCGACGCUCAUUGAAAAUGAGAGUAUAUGCGAUGAGUUUGCGCCAAAUCUUAAAGGCAGACCACGCAAAAAGAAACCAUGCCCACAGAGAAGAGAUUCGUUCAGUGGUGUUAAAGAUUCCAACAACAACUCCGAUGGCAAGGCUGUGGCCAAGGUGAAAUGUGAGGCCAGGUCAGCCUUGUCCAAGCCGAAGAAUAACCAUAAUAACUGUAAAAAAGUCUCCAAUGAAGAGAAACCAAAGGUUGCCAUCGGUGAAGAGUGCAGGGCAGAUGAGCAGGCUUUCUUGGUGGCACUUUAUAAAUACAUGAAAGAGAGGAAGACGCCGAUAGAACGAAUACCCUAUUUAGGUUUUAAACAGAUUAACCUUUGGACUAUGUUUCAAGCUGCUCAAAAACUGGGAGGAUAUGAAACAAUAACAGCCCGCCGACAAUGGAAACACAUUUAUGAUGAAUUAGGCGGUAAUCCUGGGAGCACCAGCGCCGCUACUUGCACCCGCAGGCAUUAUGAAAGAUUAAUCCUGCCGUAUGAAAGGUUUAUUAAAGGAGAGGAAGAUAAGCCCCUGCCUCCAAUCAAACCUCGGAAACAGGAGAACAGUUCACAGGAAAAUGAGAAUAAAACAAAAGUAUCAGGAACCAAACGCAUCAAACAUGAAAUCCCUAAGAGCAAGAAAGAAAAAGAGAAUGCCCCGAAGCCCCAGGAAUCAUCAGAGGUUUCAUCAGAGCCAGAGAAGGAACAAGAGACUUUAAAUCAGAAGAGCAUCACUGAGCCUCUCCCAGCAGCAGACGUGAAGAAAAAAAUGGAAGGGUACCAGGAUUUUGCAGCGAGGCCCCUGGGGUCUAGAGGAGACCCAGAAAAGGACAACGACACAGAUCAAGGUGCCAACAGUGAGAAGGUGGCAGAGAAGGUGGCAGAGAAGGAGCCUGCUCCUCCGCUCCCAAGUGCCCCUGCGGCCCCUGAAAGGGGUCCGGCCCUGGUGCCAGGGGCUGGCAAACAGUCCCUCACCUCUCCCAGUGCUCUUGUGGACUCAAAACAAGACCCCCAGCCCUGCUGUUUUACCGAGAGCCCCGAAAGUGAACUCCAAGAAGCACCCUUCCCUGGCUUCUCCACCACGCAGCCCCCCCUGGCAAACCAGAGCGAGCUGGAGGAUGACAAGCUGCCCGCCAUGGCGGACUACAUCGCCAACUGCACCGUGAAGGUGGACCAGCUGGGCAGCGAUGACAUCCACAAUGCGCUCAAGCAGACCCCGAAGGUCCUCGUGGUUCAGUCAUUUGACAUGUUCAAAGACAAAGACUUGACUGGGCCCAUGAAUGAGAACCAUGGACUUAAUUACACCCCUCUGCUCUACUCGAGGGGCAACCCCGGCAUCAUGUCCCCACUGGCCAAGAAGAAACUUCUGUCCCAAGUGAGUGGGGCCAGCCUCUCCAGCAGCUACCCCUAUGGCUCCCCACCCCCUUUGAUCAGCAAAAAGAAACUGAUGGCCAGGGAUGACCUGUGUUCGGGUCUGUCCCAGGCCCACCACGGCCAGGGUACUGACCACAUGGCGGUCAGCCGGCCGUCGGUGAUUCAGCACGUCCAGAGUUUCAGAAGCAAGCCGGCGGAGGAGAGGAAGAGCAUCAGUGACAUUUUUAAGCAUGACAAGCUGGGUCGAUCGGAGCCCCACCGCUGCAGUUUCUCCAAGCACCACCUUAGCCCCCUUGCUGACUCCUAUGUCCUGAAGCAAGACAUCCAGGAGGGCAAGGAGAAGCUCCUAGAGAAAAGGUCACUCCCCCACUCCCACAUGCCCAGCUUCCUGGCCGACUUCUACUCGUCUCCUCACCUGCACAGCCUCUACCGACACACGGAGCACCAUCUUCACAACGAGCAGACAUCCAAGUACGCCUGCAGGGACAUGUACAGGGAAGCGGAAAACAGUGUUUUUCCGUCCCACAAACACCAAGAGAAGCUCCACGUGAAUUAUCUCGCGUCGCUGCAUCUGCAAGACAAGAAGGCGGCGGCGGUGGCGGAAGCCCCCACGGACGACCAGCCCACGGAUCUGAGCCUUCCCAAGAACCUGCACAAACCCACGGGCAAGGUCCUGGGCCUGGCCCACGCGGCGCCGGGGCCCCAGGAGAGCAAAGGCGUCUCUCAGUUCCAGGUCAUGAACAGCCAGACUCGGGACUGCCACCCCAAGGCCUGCCGAGUUUCGCCCAUGACCAUGUCGGCCCCGAAAAAGUACGCCGAGUCGCUCUCGCGGUCGGGGAAGCCUCAGCACGGGAGACUGGAGAACUUCAGGAAGAUCGAAGGCAUGGUCCACCCGGUCCUGCAGCGGAAAGCCAGCCCUCAGAACAUUGGGGCCGCGCGGCCCAUCAAGCGCAGCCUGGAGGACCUGGACCUGGUGAUCGCCGGGAAGAAGGCCCGGGCCGUGUCUCCCCUGGACGCGUCCAAGGAGGCCUGUGGGAAGGAGAAGGCGGCCUCCGAGCCAGAGGGCGACGGCAGCAAGGCGGCGCCCGGCGGCCAUUCCGGGGGCGCGCCGGAGGGCCACAAGCUUCCGCUCUCCUCCCCCAUCUUCCCAGGUCUGUAUUCCGGGAGCCUGUGCGGCUCGGGCCUCAACUCUAGGCUCCCGGCCGGCUAUUCGCACUCGCUGCAGUACUUGAAAAACCAGACCGUGCUUUCUCCACUCAUGCAGCCCCUGGCUUUCCACUCGCUUGUGAUGCAGCGGGGGAUUUUUACAUCGCCGACAAAUUCUCAGCAGCUUUACAGACACUUGGCCGCGGCCACCCCCGUAGGAAGUUCGUAUGGGGACCUUUUGCACAACAGCAUUUACCCUUUAGCUGCUAUAAAUCCUCAAGCUGCCUUCCCAUCUUCUCAGCUGUCGUCCGUACACCCCAGUACAAAACUGUAAGCCCAGCUCUGCCCGGCGUCCGGCGCGGCGUGCCUAACGGAGCUUCCCUCCCAGCCCUGGGGGUGACGGCUUGGAGAAUUAGAAGGCAGUAUUUCUUCUAAUCCGGGGGAGGUGAGAUCAGCCCCAGCCAAAGGGGCCGCGAAGGGGAGGUGAACAUACCUGAUUUUUCUGGGACGACUCCAGCCUUGGCUGGUCAGUCUUGAGCUCCUUCCAACACAGAUGCCCUUGCACCGAGAUGGGUCACUUGGCACGAGGGUCUCGUGAAGGGAUGUAUGCGUGUCCGGGGAGAAUUUAGAAGACCCCAUCUUGAGUUGUGACGGUCAGGAACAAUCUGGGCAAAAAAAAAGGGGGGGCAGGCAUUUCACAGGAAGGGGCAAGGAAGACUGGCAAGCGUUUGCCAAGGGAUGCCCCUCUUUUCCUAAAACUCUCCAAGGUUCAAUCAAUGCAAUGUAUAGUGGAACUUCAAUAGAUCUUUCAUUUUGACACUAUUAAACAAUCCAGAGAAGUAAACACUGUUAAAAUGACUGUAUAUAUUUGCUUCUUAAAACUACCCGUAUCACUGUUUGCUCACCUAAUUUAUAUACAGGUAGUUCCAUUUUCUCCCAGUU